CCACUGCCGAAAAUAGAAGAAAAAGGAAAUAGUCCCAUUUGAAAAGAGAAAUAGUCUACUUUCACCGUGUCGAAGACGAAUUCAUGUGUGUAUACGCAUACGUGUACUACCAAACGCAGUUUACUUUAGAGAGGGAGACGCGUCCUCUGCGGAUAUCCCCAUCGGAUUUGUGUACAGCUUCACCACAUGUCGCCGACGAUUUGCUAACCUGGGCCACGGAGGUGAACAUCUACGGUUCUGUAUUAACAGAGAUUUAAAGAGAGAGUGUGAAGAUGGCUGCUCCCCCAGCCAGGGCUAGAGCCGAUUACGAUUAUUUGAUUAAACUGCUCCUCAUUGGUGACAGCGGUGUGGGCAAGAGUUGUUUGCUUUUGCGUUUUUCGGAUGGUUCCUUCACAACAAGUUUCAUUACCACUAUCGGCAUUGAUUUUAAGAUAAGAACUGUAGAGCUGGAUGGCAAACGAAUUAAGUUGCAAAUUUGGGAUACAGCUGGUCAGGAGCGGUUCCGGACUAUCACAACAGCUUAUUACAGAGGAGCUAUGGGUAUCUUGCUGGUGUAUGAUGUCACUGAUGAAUCAUCUUUCAAUAAUAUUAGGAACUGGAUUCGCAACAUUGAGCAACAUGCUUCUGACAAUGUUAACAAAAUAUUGGUGGGGAACAAGGCUGACAUGGAUGAAAGUAAAAGGGCUGUGCCUACCUCCAAAGGUCAAGCUCUUGCCGAUGAGUAUGGUAUAAAGUUCUUUGAAACAAGUGCAAAGACAAACAUGAAUGUGGAGGAGGUUUUCUUUUCGAUUGCUAGAGAUAUAAAACAACGGCUUUCAGAAACUGAUUCUAAGAUCGAGCCUCAGGCCAUUAGGAUCAACCAAUCAAAUCAGCCAGGUUCAGGUGGUUCAGCUGCACAAAAGUCAGCUUGCUGUGGUUCAUAAUAUCGGAAUUUCAACUAUAUUCAGAGCAUUAGAGGGUGUGUAUAAUUUGAUGGGGAUGAAAAUUGUUCAUCCAUAUGUCGACUGCCUUUAUCUUUUUAUUGUCUUUUUUCCAUCAUCUUCUAUGUAUUGAAAGUUUUCGUUUUUAUUUGUGAAUACACCUGUUCGACUAUUUAUUUCACACUUCAUUUGUGCGUGUUCA
Molecule: messenger RNA, 1122 nt
Organism: Olea europaea var. sylvestris
Lineage: Eukaryota; Viridiplantae; Streptophyta; Magnoliopsida; Lamiales; Oleaceae
Product: ras-related protein RABE1c-like
Exons: 9
Coding region: 273-923 (216 amino acids)
Biological process (GO): protein secretion; regulation of exocytosis
Cellular component (GO): plasma membrane
Molecular function (GO): GTPase activity; GTP binding
Source: RefSeq, a predicted model, not a curated record